AUGAGGAGGCGCCAGAAUGUUUCCUCGGGGGCGCUCCCAAAUCAAGGCCGGCGCAAUCGCCAGACAUCCUCACGGCCGUCGUCUCAGGCGUUUGAAACGAGCACGACAGGCUGGGCGAAGCUGGACAAGAUGAAGACAGCCUACGCAGAAAUGGACAGUCAACGCCAGGCCAGCGUGGCAACCGCCAACCAAGAGUAUCUGGGCCGUGCCCCCAAGGACCCCUCCCUGAUACAUGCCAGCCUGGUGAUCCCGGGAGGCAACAUGUUGCCGCAGGGUUUGGACGACCCGGAGGCGCUCAACGACAUCCGGGCAAAGCACAAGGUGUGGAUUCAUCGGCCGAAACCAAACAUCUUCGAGAUCUGUGGCCGUGAUAUUCGCCAGCUACAGAAUGCAGUGAAAGCACUGAACUGGAAGCUGCAUGACAUGAGGCUGUCAAGCGAGGCCUUGACCACGCAAUUCCUGGCUCAGAAGCCUAGCAAGGAAGAGCACGGCGUGAUUGUCAACGUUGAACUGGAUGCGCGCCCGGUGGUAAAGGCUCUCAGCGACGCACCUCGCUCCGUCCUGAAAACCGCGCUGGACCUUUCCGAGCAGCUACGCGGUAGUCUCUUGCCGUCGACAGACAUACUCCGGCUUAUGACCACGAACCUCAGGAUGAGAGUCAAUUUCGGCCGCGUGCAAGUACGGACCAGAAAGAAGGGGCUGGGCAACAACAUGCCUUAUGCCAGCUUUGCCGAGAUGGUUCCUCAAUUCUCUAGCCGCGGCGGCGCCGGCCUGCAAACUCGCCUGCGAGGUGUCGCGCACGCAGCCACGGUCCUACAGAGAAUAGUCGACCCCAUUGUCGGGCUGUAUCACCCCAGGGAGCACUCGCUCUCUAGGCGCUGCACCGUCAUGCUUGAAAUUGGCGAUCACGAGUUGAUGGCAGAUGCCAAGCUGCCGGCCGGGGAGAAGACACAGCUUUCGAUUCCUACCCUCGUGAAGCCUGACGCCCGGCCGCGUCUCAACUGGACAGUGGUGGCGCCUGACAUGUCACUAGACUGGAACUUUCAGGUCGAUUCACGAGAGUCCAAGGCCACCAUUCCAGACAGCCUCCUGAAGCUGAUGCAGAGCAUCGUUCUGAUCCCGGACAAGACUGGGGUGGAUGAUGGAUACUCCCUCUGUCCACCACGCCUCUUGGCCGGGCACUUGGGAUCCGACCGGAUUGACAAGACUACGCUCAAAACCUCCAUCAUCGUGCCGUUCAGGGGUACUCCAUUCGACAUCGAGGUCAGCGUAACGAAGCAGUGGCAAGGACUGAGGACGGUCUCCAACGCGGAAACAUGGUGGGGUCUGGAAUUUUAUUGUCGGGGCUGGGAUGAGGCCAUCAACAACGUCAGCCCUGGCCAAAGUCGGAAGGAUUGGGGUGCGGAGCUGGAGAGAAUCUGGCCAGGAGCCGACCAGAGCCUCGAGGAGCGGUUCACGGCGUUUCUCGAGUAUAUUGUCGAGAUUCAGUCUGCACUGGACGACGUGAACUUUAGGUCGCGUUAG
This is a messenger RNA of Purpureocillium takamizusanense, 1524 nucleotides long. RefSeq lists its product as uncharacterized. The transcript is spliced from 3 exons. The coding region runs from base 1 to 1524 and encodes 507 amino acids. The record is from RefSeq and is a predicted model, not a curated record. Lineage: Eukaryota; Fungi; Ascomycota; Sordariomycetes; Hypocreales; Ophiocordycipitaceae.